Molecule: messenger RNA, 1383 nt
Organism: Aspergillus japonicus CBS 114.51
Lineage: Eukaryota; Fungi; Ascomycota; Eurotiomycetes; Eurotiales; Aspergillaceae
Exons: 1
Coding region: 1-1383 (460 amino acids)
Source: RefSeq, a predicted model, not a curated record
AUGGUUUUCCCCUUUGAGAAACUCCCUGCGAUCACUCAAAUCGAGAAGAUCGCCCAGAUCUUCGACGAGGGCGGAGUUAAGCACAUCGUGUGGACUGGAUCCAUACUUCGGCUAUACGGGGUGGAAGAUACCCAGCUGGGCGUGCCGCACUACAUCGAGUUCGUCGUCGAGAACGCCUCUAUGGCCCGCGCAGUCCAGCUGCUCUACGAGAAGAGCUUCAGUCGCAGUUUGAACCAGAUGUGCGGCCGAUCGGGUGGUCUUCAUGAUGGGGGAACUGAAAUCGUGCAAUUAUCCACCGGCGGAGAGCCGCAUUUGGAUCUGUACCUGCACACAUGCUCCAAAGUCUUCGGGUCCCGUGUAGUCCCUGACGACGAGGAUGAGAUAUGGAUGAAUGAGGACCAAUGGGAGCUCCCCAAGUUCGUGUUGACGAAGCUUAGAAUGCUAAAGCCGGUGUACUAUAUCAAGAUGCACCUAGUGCAAUGGGCCCGGCGCUGGUGUUUGGGGCCGGGAGAAAGCUAUCACUGGUUUAUGGGCGCGCGCGUCCUGGACCAUCUGAUCUCGAGGAAGCUCAAACCGGGGGUCAUCGGCUACGAGUCUCUGGACCAUCACUUGGAUGGAGUCUGGCGCGCGGUGCACGCUCGGGAGCCUUUCAAGGAUCUUGAGGUCUAUGUGCAGCGCAUGGCGCAGGCUUUGGACAAAGCAGGCAUCCUCGUACCCUUGCCCACCUCUCAGUGGCCGGAGCAAUUGGUUCGCGACAUCUACGAUGGUGAUAUUCCGGAUUACAGUGCUUUCGCUGGGGGAUCCAUGGCGGCCUCCUUUGGCGAUAGUUUCCAUCCCACAAUCGCCGAUUCUUCGGCUGCGAGUAGUUUUGCAGCGACCAGUGACAACUCCAGCACGCCUGUGACUGAGGACGAGGUGCCAACGCACCUGAGGGCCGUGGCAAGCCCUCCUGCUCCGGACUCAGAUAAUGCGGCGGUUCUUCAGGUCCCUGGCACUCCGGAAGCUGAGUCGACUGCCAAAACUGACAUCGCUAAAAAAGAGGACGAUUCCUUGAUUCCUGGAACACCUGAAGAAGAGCUUCCUGUGAAGAUCAACGUCCUUGGUUCAUCUUCGAGCAGCCCUAAAGCCACCGCAGAUCCCGAAACCGAUGUCCAUAGCUCUGAUGCACCAGAAGAGCAAGAGGCUUAUCCCAUCCUCCCUGCCAGCGUCUCGUUUGGUUCUCUCCCAGAAACAGUCGCUGACCCAGACUCCGAGCCAGGGUCCCCAAUGGCUACAGAGGAAGAUGAGCCUGAGCAAUAUUCUGCGGGCUCCUCUAUGAUGACAGAAAAUGAUGUGGCGGAGCCGGUCCAUGAUCCUAUGGAGUUUUCGUCUGCUGAUCGCUGA